Molecule: messenger RNA, 3000 nt
Organism: Ooceraea biroi (clonal raider ant)
Lineage: Eukaryota; Metazoa; Arthropoda; Insecta; Hymenoptera; Formicidae
Biological process (GO): DNA replication
Molecular function (GO): nucleotide binding; DNA-directed DNA polymerase activity; DNA binding
Source: RefSeq, a predicted model, not a curated record
GCGGAUUGCCAACGAAUGAAUGACUGUGCCAUCGUUCUGCCAAAUGAAGAGGACAAGUGGUUAAGUUUCACCAACUACAACAGGAAGGAGAGAAUACCGUUCGUCGUGUACGCCGAUCUGGAAUGUAUCCUGCAGAAGACGGAGGAGGACAACCCGAAGCUGUACCAUCGUCACCAGGUAUUCAGCAUCGGGUAUUACGUGCGAUGUAAUUAUGAUGCGUCAUUAUCCGGAUACCGAUCCUGUCGCGAUACCGACUGCAUAGCGUGGUUCGUCGAGCAAUUAAAAGAUUUAGCGCAUCGCGUGAAAGCAAUUUUGUCUAGAAAUGUCCCCAUGAAAAAUCUAACGCGAGACGAGUGUGAAAAGUAUAAUAGUGCAACGCAUUGCCAUAUCUGCGAGAAACCGUUCGCGUCAGACGACACGCGAGUAUGCGAUCAUUGUCAUCUCACCGGUCGGUACAGAGGUCCGGCACAUUCUAAUCGUAACUUAAAUUACAAAGAUUCCUAUACCAUUCCGAUAGUGUUUCAUAAUUUAUCCGGCUACGACUCACAUUUUAUCAUUAAAGAAAUAGCUACCGCGUUCGAGGGCGCUAUCGAUGUAUUACCGAUAAACAAAGAAAAAUAUAUUUCCUUUACAAAACAUGUUAAUGAGUCAGAUGACAAAAAAUGGCGUAACCACGUGCAAUUUCGGUUCAUCGAUUCAUAUAAAUUCCUGAGCAGUAGCCUGGAUAAGUUAUCGUCAUAUUUAAAUAAGGAUAAACUCAGAAUUGUACGAUCCGAAUUUGCGCACCUCUCUACCAACGACUUUGAUUUACUUACGCGAAAGGGUGUGUUCCCGUACGAGUACGUGGAUUGCACCGAAAAGUUGGAGGAUACUCGUCUACCACCGCGCGAAUCGUUUUAUAGUUCACUAACCGGUAAUACGGUAUCCGAGAGCGAACGCGCACGCUGUCAACGUGUGGCAACGGUUCACCAUUCGAACGCUCAGCGAGUACAGCGAUUUAUACUUAAAACCGGAUGUCUUGUUGUUGGCCGACGUAUUCGAGAAUUUUCGCGAUAGUUGCAUCAACAGUUACGGUCUUGAUCCUGCGUAUUAUUACACUUUGCCACACGUCUAUACGCGUUCGUCACCAACAACAUGCUCCUGUACUUUUCCAAAUCGUCAACCGUGUACGCAAUCACAGCGCGCGAGGUCAGGUAAAGAGUAACAGGGGACACAAGUACAAAUACAUAAUCACACCGUUACUACCAACUGAUCCUAAGACGAAAUCCGGAAGAAGAUUACCCCGCGCUAUGACACUGAACGACAAUGCGAUCGAUUACGUGCACUGGGACGAUCCCAACGAGCUGGUAGAGCGUCUACGAUUGCUCAACGCUUCGCGUCAAGCCGGAAACAACUCUCACGACAACGAGAUGCUGUCGAUCAUCGAGGAACUUCGAGAAGCUGGUCUCAUAAUAAAUUGACUCGUGUAUCGUCAGGAUGACUCAAUCCGUCGACGUCACUCACAUCGAACGUGUAUCAAACGUGUAUAAACGGCUCAACAACGGCUAACGAACGUGUUUGAACGUAUAUCGAACGUGUAUAAACGGCUCAACAACGGCUAACGAACGAGUCAAGAACAUGGAACAAACGAGAACGCAAGUUUUAAGAACGUGGAACGAACUUCGCGAAGCUGAUAUCAUUAUAAAUUGAACGUACCAUUGAGCACGUGAGUCAAUCGAGCGGUGUUACUUGUAACGCGAAGAUGACGAUCAACGAGUCUGAAACGUUAUUGCAGACGAGUGAUAACAUUGCUACGAAAUCUAAUAUGGAGAAGAGCAUCGAUACUUUAGGAGUUAAACAUGAAGAGCUCGAGAAGGAAAUCAUCGAUAUGCAGAAAAAAAUCGCCAUGUUAGAUUUCUACCGAGACAGUCUUGACCGGAAAAUAGACAGAAGAGUCGCUGAAUUAAAUGAAAAAAUAGAUAAGAUGGAUAAAAGAUUCCCUACCGUUUACAGUACGCUUAUAAGUCAUGUGUCAAACAGAAUCAACAAUGAAACUCGUACAAACAGACCUUGGAUAUAUCGAGGAUGCACAUACCCACGUAGAUCGGUUUGUUGAACUUCACCUCGAGCUUACGCAUUUCGAUCGCGACCAGGUUUUCCGAAAAGACGCUGCGGCUAUGGAAAUUCGGUUUCGCGAUCAUUGCCUCCGCGCCGUACCUUCCGUUCCAUUUCGCUAACAGUUUUACAUCCACGUGAUUGCGCACGUUCUCCAUGGUUUUUCCGAAUACCGCGUUAUUCAUCAGUUUAUAUAAAUUUUUCUCGAAAUCAUUUUUAGCUGCUGCCCUAAAUCGCGUGUUCAGUUCGAUGUACUCGCGGAGCCAUGGAGAUUGUGCAAAUUCUAAGACGCGAUGAAUUUUUGUGACGCGAAGACCGUGACGCGUACACUGUUGUAGAUUGCGGUAAUGAAUGACGUAUCGCUUCUUAUCGCAUAAAGUUGCGAGCAACUUAUCCUGCCGUUUGCCUGGCGGCUUAUCGCGCGUCGGACAGAACGGUAGGUCAGCGUGCGCGUCAUGGAGAUGUCGCGGAUACUCGAGAUCGACUUCGAGUACGUAUCCUUUUGGCAAAUCGGGAGUGACAGCGAUCACGUUGAAAUUGGAAGUGUCAUCGACCCAUCGAAAGUUCGCAUAGGGCAGUGGCUGACACAUUGCCCAUCCGUAUAAAUUAUUAACAUUGUAGGCAUUCGACGUUGCGUUGCUCGAAUUUGAAAUUCUAUUUAUCACGUUUGUGUCUAUCGAUCACCUGUUUGCCGUCUUCUGUUGACAUCUAACAAGGCCACAGAGGAAAGUAUAAAUUCGCUUGCUUGCGGAGACAUACAGACAUUCGACGUUUAGUAAUUUGGUAACAUCGGCGAAGAGCAACCGUAACGAGAAGCCCGGAAAGUGAUAAUAAAGCGAGUGACCGUUCUGACUCCAAUCCUCGACACUGUAUUCUUCAUAAUAAAGAACAACGAUUAUAAACCAA